This is a messenger RNA of Aspergillus versicolor CBS 583.65, 1146 nucleotides long. Its product is annotated as DUF4419 domain-containing protein. NCBI's taxonomy places the organism in Eukaryota, Fungi, Ascomycota, Eurotiomycetes, Eurotiales, Aspergillaceae. The record is from RefSeq and is a predicted model, not a curated record. The transcript has a single exon. Bases 1 to 1146 code for a protein of 381 amino acids.
AUGCCUGUCACUUUGGCUACUGCCAAGCAUCCCCCGCGAGCAUGGCCAGAAUCUGCAGCGUCGUCGGCAGAAGAACUGUUCCAACACUCAUGCUCGGACGAAUAUAGUCAAAGCCAAGGUGUGAUACAGAGCUCGUUGUCAGACAGUUUUCUCGAGACGUCCCAUGUAUCGUCCUCGAAGCAUGGCUUUGUCUGGGCGGUAGUCCAUGCCUACAACCGUCAUCUCAAUUUGACCAUCCGGCCUGAGGAUGUGUGGUUCUCGAUUCUGACAGAGCUGAAUUUCUAUAUCAACGCAAAUGCAGAGGACCUGCGAUCUUUUUUCGUUGCCCACGAGGGACAAAAGGAGCUGGAAACCUUUGAAGGUGGGACUAUCGAAACGGCCGACUUCGGUAAAAUCGCCCUGAAAUUCACCAAGCUCAUUGAAGAGAACGUCGUGGACAGAGAACUACGCGACUGGAUCAUGCCGGACUUCAGCACUACAACUGAAUCCGACAGCGUGGUCGCAGCUGUCUUGAUGAUGGGUGCUUUACAGGAAUAUUUCUCAUACAAAGCUACGUUUCUCUGUGGCAUCCCGUCCGUUACUUUGCUGGGCGAACGAGCAGACUGGGAGCGCAUGAUAACGAGGCUGGACAAGUUGCAGCAGCUAGGGGACGAACCCGCACGAUUUGCUCAGCUUCUACGCCCGAUCCUGAAUUACUUUGUGCUGUCCUUCGAUAGUCCCGAGUCGCCCGACGUGCUGGACUUCUGGGGAAGAUGCGCUGAGCGUCACGGUGGCAGCGGAAUUGACCAGCUGACUGGUUGGGUAUCGGCCUUCAUUUUCUGGAAUAAGCAGGGCAAUCUUCUUUAUAGAGAACAGAUUCAUCCGGUCUCUUCGCCUGAGUUUGUGGCUCGAAACACGGACCUGGGGCUCCAUGAUGUACUGGCGCGCCGCGUGGACACCGAUAGAAUUCCACCCGGAUUUGCCUCCGUGCCAAUUACUAUCGAUGAUAAUGGAAAUAUCAUCGAUGCUGCUAUGGUGGCAGGGCUAGUUGGCAUUCAAGCAAGAUCCAGUGGAGCAAUUUUGGAGACUGGGGAAACGGGGCUUGACAACAUACAGCCCGUGUCAGGAUGGUGGAUUUAUGAAAAGAAAGGUGAAAAUGGCAAUUAG